This is a messenger RNA of Seminavis robusta, 3442 nucleotides long. NCBI's taxonomy places the organism in Eukaryota, Bacillariophyta, Bacillariophyceae, Naviculales, Naviculaceae. The record is from the annotation of a GenBank genome assembly.
CGGUACCGGCCACCCGGGGCGACCCCAACCCAAAUUUGAACGGCGCCACAAAAUCCAAAAGCAACGACUAUUUUGCUUCUUUCCCAUUUGCCAUCAAAGAACAAUCAUUUCUUUUGCGUCGUUCCACAAGUUGUUGUUGAUCAAGUCUUCACCAUGCCACUAGCAAGUGCCCGAGGGGCCUCUGAAAAGAGAACCAAGGAGCUUCAGGAAGAAAAGGCUCGUCGAGAAAAGCGUGAGAGGGUUGACAAGGGACGAAUGUCUUUACCAAGAACCACCACACGUUCCACAACCCGAGUCGGCCCUGAAAAUGUCAAACGUCGUAGACAAGCGCGAGAAGCUUCCGAAGAACGCAUGAAGAAACAGAUCAAGGCACCUCCAGCAAAAGCCAAGCAUGACGAGACGAUGCAGCUUGAUGAUGGGUCCAUCAAGGAAAACAUUGGAAGCCCAACCGCAAACGUGGCCCCAGCAGAUCCACUUCCCAUCAGCUCACCAACUCCAUAUUGGAAGGCAGUGCAGGGGAGGAGAAAGAGCCAGAAAUUCUCACCUCGUGAGACUCGCUCUGCCAAGAAGAAGAAGAAGUCUCAAGAGAUAGACGAACAUCCCAUUGUUGGAGGGGGCACUGCCCUUGUCUUUUCGCCUCCUGAUCAGAAACAGAAUGCAAUUCGCGAAAAGGAAGAACUCGAGACCAAACUGCAAGCUCGGGAUGGCCGUGUAUCGGCUCAAAUCGAAGAGGGCAAAUACUUGGAGUUUUCUCCGACAUCGUUCAAAUGCCGCAACCGCAAUUUUGACGAAAUGGAACGGGAGCGUCGAGCACAAAACAAAAACAAUGACAAGCCACCAAUGGACAAACGACCAGAGGCUGAUGAAUCGUUUGAUUCUAUACAAGGAUCCGACGCAGGAGUCAAUGAUUCAUCGAGAAGUCAUGUGUCCGGAAUCACUACCAUGUCGACAAAUCAGAACGAUGAAGUGCUUCGAAUUGAGCUCAAAACAAUCAAUGAGAAACUCGAUAGUAUUGCUAAUGAGAACAGGCGCAAUUCCGACGCAGGUCUCAUGCUGCAGCAGCAGGGUAUACAACAAACUUUGGAGAAGGAACGAAGCGCUCUAGAAGCGGAACGAGCCAAUACGAAAAGGCUCGAGACCAGCAAAGCCAACCUGGAAUCCAAAGUCUCUUCGCUUGAAAACAAGCUCGUUGCAAAUCAAGAAGAGUUUGAAGCCGAGAAGAAACGUCGCGAUGCCGACAUGGAAUCCUGCAAGGGUGAACACUCUCGCAAUGUAGAAGAACUCAAAGGUGAAAUUGCCGCCCUUCAGCAGGAAAAGCAGGAACACCUGCAGGAGAUUGAUACCCUCGAAGCAAAGCUCAAGGAGGCCAAGGCAUUCCUAUCGACCAACGAGGCCGACUCGAAGCAAAUUGAGCAGCAAAUGGCACAGAUUGAAACCCUCAAGGGCGUCGAGCAGAAACACCUCAAAACCCAACAAGAACUAAAGAAUGUCAUGUCUAGCCGAGCCCAGCUAGAAGCCGAAGUCAAACGUUUGGAAGGAGACCUGAAAACAUACAAGGAAAACGCCGCAGAUUUGGAGUAUCAACUCAAGGAUGCACUGGCAUUGGUGCAACAGAACGAGGCCGAAUAUCAAAAGGAAAUUCAAGCCCGUGACACAACAAUCAAUGACUUGAUGGAGAGAGUGAAAUCACUCCGACAAGAAAAGGACGACACGGGUGGAGAACUUGACAAGAUCCGUCGUGCCAGUGAAGCAAAGGACAAACAAAUCUCGGAUCUUAAAGCUGCAUUGGAGGCUGCAAAGCAGAAACACAAGGAGACCCGCGAAUCAUUCUCAAGGGAAAAGGACGACGUAGAAAAUAGUUUGGCAAACCUUAAGAAUGCCCUUGAAACGUCGACGAUGAACCUCCGCAAAGCCCAGCUGAAUGAGGUUGCCAAGCAAGAGGAAUGUCAGCAGAAAGACGAACGGAUCGCAGAAUUGGAACGUCAGAUCUCCAAAUGCAAACGAAGGUUGAGCACUUCGGACGAUAGGGAAGAUGAGCUUCUUCGUAAACUGCAAAGGAGCGAUCAAAUUCGAGUCGAACUCCACAACAAGGUCACACAACUUAGCGGCAACAUUCGAGUCUUUGUGAGAGUGCGCCCUUCCAUUCCUGGCGAAGACGAGAAGCUCAAAAAGGCCCUGGAAGAGAAAACAAAAACACAGCGCAAGACCAAAGUACAACCAAGCAAUGAAAGUCCUUUCAACUUUCCAGGGCAGCUGGAGGAGAACGAGUCCAAGGAGAGUGAAGACCUCACCAAACGUGUCAUUGAGAUCAAAGAGCCAGCAAAAGACAGGGGCGGCCUCAGUGACCGCCGAAAAGUGUGGCGCUAUCCUUUUGAUAAUGUCUAUUCGCCCUCUAGUGCACAAGAAGAUGUUUGGGAGGGAGUUGCGCCUCUCAUUCAAAGCGCCAUUGACGGGUUUCCAGUCUGCAUCUUUGCCUACGGGCAAACAGGCUCUGGAAAGACUCACACCAUGCUGGGGGAACCAGGUAAUGAGGGAGUCAUUUGCCGAGCUGUAAACAAGAUGUUUGCUGCCAAGCGAGAACUGGAGGAGUUUUCUCGUGGCACCACGGAGGUGGAUAUGUCUGUCGAGCUACUUGAGAUCUACAACGAGCAAGUGCGAGAUCUCCUUGUACCCAACGCUGGCCCCAAUGGUCGGGAAUGCACGCUGAAGAUCACAUCAAACGAAGUUGUAGGGAACAUCCGAGUACCAGCGGACUCUGAGGAACAAGUCAUGAAAGUCCUAGCCCUAGCGCAGUCGAGACGUUGCGUGAAAGCUACCAAUUCCAAUGCAGAGAGUUCUCGAAGCCACAUGGUCUUUACUCUCCAUUUCAACGUGGCAAUGAAGAACGGGAUCAAGCGUUCUGGCCGUCUCAACAUUUGCGACCUCGCUGGCAGUGAACGCCUCGGCAAAAGUGGUGCCAACACAGUUGUCAAGGGAGAUCUCAUGAAAGAAACAAAGGCCAUCAACUCGUCACUUUCCGUUCUCAGCAACGUGAUCGAGAAACUACAAGCCGGAAGCAGUAGUAUUCCUUAUCGCGAGUCCAAACUGACUUUCCUUCUUCAAAACAGUUUGGGUGGCAACUCGAAGACUCUUGCCAUCGUAUGCUGCAACCCUCACGCAGCUCAUUUUCACGAAAGCCUCUGCUCCAUCAGAUUUGCGGAGAAGGUGAAUAAAGUCGAAUUGAAGGCUAUGGCCAACUUCUCGUGUUGAUGUCUUGAUGCCGAUCACGGCAGAGUAGUGGAUAUAUGAGGCGAAGACUCAACGUUGAAAGUGCAUUUUACCGUACAACUUUAGUAAACAUACUUAUACUUGCACUUCAAUUAAUUCUCAACACGGUCGAAUCUACAGUCCCGCCGUGACGGUGAACCCUCAGCAGUUGUAGUACACUGUAUUCAUCUCGCCA